AAGACAUUUUUACUAAACUCUUCUUCACACUCGUACACCUUUCCUCGAGUUCCGACAAUGGCUUCAGCUUCAGCGACAGCUACUCUUCUCAAACCCAGUUCUGUUCCAACGCAGCAUAAACCGGUCAUCACCGCCUCCGUAUCUCCUCCUCUUCCUCCUCCACGUCGUCACAACCUCCUCCGCCGCGAUGUACUCUCAAUAUCCGCCGCAUCGACGCUUCUUCUAACGCAAUCGCUCCCGUUUCUAGCUCCGUCGCCGGCUUCCGCCGCCGAAGACGAAGAGUACGUGAAAGAUACGUCGGCGGUGAUCUCCAAAGUCCGGACGACGCUCUCGAUGGAGAGGACGGAUCCUAAUGUGGCGGACGCGGUGGCUGAGCUGAGAGAAGCGUCGAACUCGUGGGUUGCCAAGUACAGGAAGGAGAAAGCUCUUCUCGGGAAAGCGUCUUUCAGGGAUAUCUACUCGGCGUUGAAUGCUGUGUCCGGACAUUAUGUGAGUUUUGGACCGACGGCUCCGAUCCCGGCGAAGAGGAAGGCGAGGAUUCUUGAAGAGAUGGAGACUGCUGAGAAAGCUCUCUCGAGAGGAAGAUAAAUCUACAGUGAGCCCUAACAAUUUCUUCUUCUUCUCUCAAGUACCUUGUUGAUGAAGUUUUCUUUUACCCUUAAAUGCAUAUUGGAUUAUAUGAGAAGAGAAAAAAAAAAUUUGAAUUUGCUCGUUUGUUUUUGUAAAACACUUUCAUGAUAAUUUACUUAAUUAUCAUUUACAAUAACGAAUUCCAUUUUCUAAUUGAA
Raphanus sativus (radish) is the source of this 788-nucleotide messenger RNA. Its product is annotated as photosystem II repair protein PSB27-H1, chloroplastic-like. Gene Ontology annotation, cellular component: chloroplast thylakoid lumen; photosystem II. Bases 58 to 588 code for a protein of 176 amino acids. The transcript has a single exon. The record is from RefSeq and is a predicted model, not a curated record. Lineage: Eukaryota; Viridiplantae; Streptophyta; Magnoliopsida; Brassicales; Brassicaceae. Gene Ontology annotation, biological process: photosystem II assembly; photosystem II repair.